Molecule: messenger RNA, 2672 nt
Organism: Larimichthys crocea (large yellow croaker)
Lineage: Eukaryota; Metazoa; Chordata; Actinopteri; Sciaenidae
Gene: eps8l3b
Product: EPS8 signaling adaptor L3b
Exons: 20
Coding region: 268-2277 (669 amino acids)
Biological process (GO): regulation of Rho protein signal transduction; positive regulation of ruffle assembly; Rho protein signal transduction
Cellular component (GO): plasma membrane; vesicle; ruffle membrane
Molecular function (GO): actin binding
Source: RefSeq, a predicted model, not a curated record
AAAUGGAGCCAACCUUCCUGAUCUCCGUCAUUCACGUCAGAUCGCUGUACUUUGAUCCUCGUGCUUUCAAGCAGGAAGUCAAGGAGCUUUUUCUCGGCAGGGACAGGUCCUUUCUGUCAUGAAACCUCUUGGUGGAAUAUCUACUUGAAAGAAGGAGCCAUGAUACCGGAGCGGAGCUGAUACUGACAGGCUGGACUGGAGUGGUUCUCGCCAAUCUGAGGUUUUUAACUCUUCCAUAAAAAAAGAGAGAGACGUUGCAAUCUGAAAAUGUUUGGAGGACACACCAGACCUUUCUCCUACUCUCCAGGUUUCACACAGGAGGACCUCCCUCAGCAGAGACGUCUGAGGGAGACAGCUUACCAACAAGAUGACUUCAGGGGGUCUCCACUGAGACAGAGCAUGUCCAGACCCAGUGCCAAAUCAAUAUACAUACAGAGAAAGGAGUACUCUGAAACGCUGAACAAACAAUCUAACAGCUUUCAUAGCAGAGUGGAGCACCUGUUCACCUGCGAGCUGGAUGGUCAGGACAUGAAAACAGUGAACGACUGCGUGGCCAAGCUUAAGAGGCUGGAUGCCAAAGGUCGACUGUGGCCACAGGACAUGUUCUUGGAGGUCCAAAGAGGACAUGUAGUGCUCAGUGACAUAGAGACCAAGGCAGAAUUAGACGCGCUGCCUUUUAGUGAUAUUAAGCAAGUCACGGCUGUUCUGGACAGCUGCGCCUACAACUCUCUGCUGGCAGUAACUGUACAAGAACGCAACAAACGCUCUCCUCAGGUCUUCAUGUUCCAGUGUGAGGAGACUGGGGCGGAGCUCAUCAAGAGUGAUCUGGAUAAGGCAGUCCAAAAAGGAGAUGAUGAUGUGGAUCCACGGAGAGACCAGUUUGACAUCAGGAUUAAUCUUGAGAAUAUAAUCGGGCAACAUACUCGGGAAAGUUUCCGGCACGCUGGGCCUCCUCCUAGGCAGCAAGACAGACCCCAAGCCCCACCAGUACCAGACCAUCCACCUCCAAAGUGGAGAGAACCAGUAGAGCAUAUGCCGCCUCCAAUGACCUUCUCUCCAGAACCAAUGAUGCAGCAUCCUGAUUUUCAUGAUGUACACCGCAGACCAGAGCCCCCUUCACCAGUUGAGCCUCCAGACACAGAGAGAAACACGGAAAUUUUUAACCAUGUUUUGAAUGAUGUUGAGUUCUUCACGAUCAAAGUGUCUGCUGCAGCAAAUGCACCUUCACAAGAACAGGACAUGAGCAAGAAGAAGAAGAAGAAGAAGACAAAAUCAAAGAAAAAUGAAGCACCAGUCGUGAUUCUGCCACCGUGGGAGGAAUAUGUCUCCUUUCUUCAGAAAGUGAAAUAUGGAUUCAAUCUACUGGGCCAGCUUGACGGGUCACUGAACGGCCCCACUGCUCCUGACUUUGUCCACAUCUUCUUCAAUAGUUUGGCCUUUGUAGUACCUCAGUAUCCUCUAGACAUACCUCCCAGUGUGGUCUCUCCCCUGCUGACAGUGCCGGCCCUGCGGCUGCUCAGUCAGGUCGUCGACCCGGAGGAGGACCAGUUGUGGAGAUCUCUGGGAGAUAGCUGGAAUGUCCAGAGGUCAAAAUGGCCGGAAGAUGUCCCACCUUACAUCCCAGAGUUCUAUGAUGGCUGGCAGCCGCCUCCCCCCUCACCCAUGCGUGCACGUGCAUCACCUAUGCCUCACCAGAAUGGUGCAUUAAGCAGGAGCAACAGCCAGCACUUCCCACCUGACCAGCAUCCUGAACAGCCUAUGACCAAUGGUCCAUGGGGUUCACCACCACCAAUGCAAGCACAUCCCACUGAGCCACCCCUCUACAUGCGGGUCAUGUACAACUUCAUGGCCAAGAACAACCAAGAGCUGAGUGUUAUGAAGGGCGAUGUAGUUCAGGUGGUUCAGAAAGCCAAACAAUGGUGGUUUGUUCGCAACAGCCGCAAUGAGGAAGGCAAUGUUCCUCAGAGUGUUCUGGAACCGAUGACGGACGACAGGCCCAUGGACGAUCAAUCAAUGGACACUCAGGGUCCAGUGAUGCUGGACCAUAACUCCUCACCUGCAGAGGUCAGAGCCUGGCUGGAGUACAAAGGUUUCUCCAGAAUCACUGUGAGCAGCCUCGGGGUGCUGACUGGUAGACUGCUUCUGGGGAUGUCCAAGAAUGAGAUAAGAACUGUGUGUCCAGAGGAAGGCGGAAAGGUCUUCUUUCAGCUGCAGGGCAUUAAAUCCUCCAUUGCACUCGCCAGUGAGCCAUCAGGCAUGUACAAUGGCCGCUACUGACAUCCUGCAUCGCUGCUCCUUCACUCUGUCUCCUGAAUUUUCACCGUGGUUAUUCGUCUCACUAAUUCUUUAAUUCUUGUGUGAAAUAAGUUACUCUGAAAUGUAUUUUAAUUUUAUUUUUCUGCCAACAUGCCUGCAGUUAUUUCAAAUAAAUUGUGUAUAGUUUCCCGGCUGUGAUUAAAAAAAAUGUAUCUACUCUAUGGUUGAAUCUUCUACUGCAUUAACCUGUAGCCCUUAUAAUAUAUUAUCUUAAUUGAUUCCUGUAUAUCAUGUAUUGUGGAGAAAAUGAUUGAGUCUCAAACUGAAAGUGCAAGAUUUUUCUUUAAUCUGCCAAAAGAAAUCUGUUUCAGAUGUAACAAAGAAAUUAAGUUAAUAAAGUUCACACAUGUUCAUAA